AUGGAGCAAACAACAGCAAAAUCAGAAUCCGAAACACCAACUCUUCCGGAUGAUGUAAUAGUAGAGAUGAUUCUACCUAGACUUCCGGUAAAACCCUUAAUCCGCUUCAAAUGUGUAUCAAAAUUUUGGCUUACUACACUUUCAAGCAACAAAUUCGCAAAAACCCACCUCAAUAUUUCAUCAUUAUCCAACACUAAAUCCCUCAUUUAUAAAGAGAUUAAUUGUUACCGAAGGCAUAACGGCCGCUUUUUAUCCUUUGAUGAAUGCAACAAUAUGAAAGAAUUUGUCAACUUAGAGGACAGAUAUAAUGGCCCGAGGUAUGGACCUACUCCUCGGGCUACUCGUAUCGUGGGCUCUUGUAAUGGUGUUUUGUGCUUGUUUGAUAGCGAUUUGUUUGAGUUUGUUCUGUGGAACCCUGUAACGAAUCAUUACCACCUUGCUGGUGGGCUUGAACUUAAUUAUGUGCCAAAUGAUGAUGUUACCAGUGUCGGAUUUGGUUACAUAUCUUCUAUUGAUGACUAUAAGAUAGAAGCUAGAGUUUAUAGGGAUGAGAAAAGUCACAUCGUUGGGUUGAACUUAGUCAGUGGACUAUUGACAAAAGUCCAAUUGCCGAAUUUACUUACUAGGAAUUUCGAUGCUAAAGUAUUCGAGAUAAAAGGGAGUUUGUCAUUGUGUUGUACCAUGUAUGAUCAUGGUAGACGACAUACUACACGAGUUUAUGAUGUUUGGACUUUAAAGAAUAAUGGUGACGGAAAUUCUUGGGAAAAAUCGUUCUCAAUCAAUAUCAAAGGCUUGACUUUACUUUACAUAUUUGAGACGGGAAAAUGUUUGGUAACUCGAAACUCAAACCAGCUUAUGCUAUUUGAUCCUAAUGAGGCAACAUCGAGUUCAUCGACUGAAGGUGAUGGAGAAGUUGCGGCUAUUUGGCAGCGACGCAAAAGAUCAAGAGGAAAUUUGUCAAAUUUCUAUCACAAAGCUAUAGCAGACGUCUGGAACUAUACAGAGAGUCUCAUUUCGCCUUGUGGUAUAUUUGCGUGUGGUGAAUGA
Molecule: messenger RNA, 1047 nt
Organism: Chenopodium quinoa (quinoa)
Lineage: Eukaryota; Viridiplantae; Streptophyta; Magnoliopsida; Caryophyllales; Amaranthaceae
Product: F-box protein At3g07870-like
Exons: 2
Coding region: 1-1047 (348 amino acids)
Molecular function (GO): protein binding
Source: RefSeq, a predicted model, not a curated record